Pestalotiopsis fici W106-1 is the source of this 4050-nucleotide messenger RNA. RefSeq lists its product as uncharacterized. The transcript has a single exon. Bases 1 to 4050 code for a protein of 1349 amino acids. The record is from RefSeq and is a predicted model, not a curated record. Lineage: Eukaryota; Fungi; Ascomycota; Sordariomycetes; Amphisphaeriales; Sporocadaceae.
AUGUCGGCGGCGGGUGUGGGACACUCGUCAUGGACCGGCCGCGAUGGUGCACAAUCGCAGCAAGAAGCCUCGAGGACAAUCAGGUCGAUCCGCGCACGGCUUCCACGCUCGCAAUCGACCGGUAAUAUGCUGGAAGCCGUUGGAGCAUCUUUCAGGGGCAACCACGAACCACGCGACAUCAAUACAGUCUCAAACGAACGUGGCAAUCUGCAAGAGCUAGCCAAGUUCUUUCGCACUACCGCGCCGCCUCUCAGUCAUGCAAGCGAACAUGCUCAGAUGCGAUCUGGCUUGGAGCAUGGCAGGAAACGCUCCUUUCAGUCCUUUAUCAAGCGGCGGCGGAAUACAAAGUCGGGGUCACAGUCCGUGCACCUACAGCCGAGCGAGAAGUUCGUUGUCAAGAGAUCGAUCGAAGGUUAUCCAUACACCACGCUGCCAGACCCCGAGGAGCCCAUCAAGGAAGAAGCUAUGGCUUCAACACAUUAUCCCGUCUUCCCAGUGACGCAUUCGCGGCGGCCAUCUGCGCCUCUACAAUGGCCAGAGAGGACCUCUUCGGCUGGCAAGACAUCUGCUGGGCCCAUCAGUCCCAUGAGCCCAAAGACGCCCACUCGCGCCUCAUCAACGGAGCAUUCUCAGAGCAUGCCGCAAAUAUCGGAGCAGAGUCCUGCUUCGAUCAAGCCUGAACUGCAACCGGGCAAUGAGGAUCUCAAGAACUUUACCGAGGCCCGUGUUCUGGCCACCAAUUUCUUCAAUACCCUUGCGGCGCAACACAAUUCGCUUGGAACGCCACAAGCAGAAUCCGUAAAUGACCUAAAACAGGACAAGAAAGAAGCCGUCGUCGAUAACGCUACUAGACAGCAAUCUUCGCCCUUGUCCCUAGUUCUUCAGAAGCCGGGUCAUGCAGAACCUCAGAACUCAUCAGUCGAGUUUCCGGCUACACCACCGCCUUCGGGACAAUUCCAACAGUUCGAUUGGCCCGAGGUUGUCGUAAAAUCGCCAGGGUUUUCGCCGACAAAGUCUCCAGAAUCAUUGUUAGCUAGGCGGAGGCAAUCCAGUCUGUCGAAUCUACAAAUGAUGCACACAUCUCCCAAGUCGCGUGGCUCUCCCAGGCUGCCACCAAACGCAUCUACUCAGCGCAAUCUUGCUGUGCCACAGGAGAAUGUCCCACCAGAAUCACCCGGAUUUCCCAAAAUGUUGGCUGGAAUGACGUUUCCUUCUCCCCCAAAGACAUCGCGGCCUACAUCUGCUGCGAGUAACUCAACUUCGGGAUCUCGUCCCAACACUGCUGCCUCCCCUCAGCCAGUGCGACCACGUACGUCGAGCAGAAAUGCUACUAUGCCUUCAACAAGUCCCGUCUCGUUGAAUGAAAUCGUAAUGCGAUCCACACGACCGGGCCUUCUGCAUUCUCAGUCUGAUUACACGCUGCGAGAUUCUACAGGUACAAGAGGCGGCCAUAAGACCAUGGAAUCUGUGGUCUCAACGCCGCAAUCAAGCCCCGGAAAUACUGCACCAAUGUCGACUCCAUUGUUAUCGCCAUCGGACAAUGCCUUGUCGACCAGCGACGCCUAUCAUGCACGGUCGGACUCUGACGUCUCGUACGUGACUGCAUUUGACGAGCAGCGGGCGUCUGGGACACCCUCGACUUUUAGCGAGUAUGCAUCAUAUCGACAAUCUGGAUCUAGUAUCAUCACAACGACUACGGAAUCACACAGGCGAUCCACUUCGACCAACUUGACCAAUAGACAAUCUACUAGAAGCAACGCCACCACUGUUAGUACAUCUCCCAGCUUUGAAGAUGGGACAAGUAAAUGCGAGGAUUCCGCAAAUGCAAAUGUGCAUAACAACCCCAAUUGGCCCCUACCGGCUGACGUUCAUGGCGACCUGCUUCAACGGCGGGUGUCGGGCAAGAGCUCCAAUAUGAACGAGCGCCACAUUGAGACUACGCCGAUAGCUGAACUUGGCUCACCCAAACCCAUGAGUAUUGCCGAAAGACGAAUUGGCCGUCAUAGACCGUCGACGGAACAUAGAGACAAGACAAUUGACCAUGCUCAUCUAGCUGCGAGACCUAAUCUCCGAAGCGCCAUGAGCUUUGAUUCGGUGGAUUCUCCAGUUCUUGGCUAUUUCCCACACAGCGUUGUCCCAAGCAGAAAAGCGUCCGUCCAUGGCCCCUCUCCGUUGGCCCACAUUUCUCCACUGGUUGCGGUCACGCAGGGGCCAGAGGCGGAAAGUAGCCAAGGUAGCCAAGGGGAAAAGCCAGCCGCGCCCUUUGACGAAAUUCAGCAAUCCCAUCCAGGCAUCGCUCAGACAAUGCACAAGAACUCGAGAGUGACGCCUUCAGUCUCGACACAGAGGGCCGAGAGGCCAACCUGGAGCGUCUCGUCUCUCAUGACGACCGAGAUCCAGCCAUGUGCAGAUGCGGAACCCGAGGAACGAAAUGAUUUGGCAAUAUCUGCUCUCAUGAUCGUGGCAGAGGUGUUACCGGAGGCGGUUGGAGAAGAACCUCACUUGAGCAAGCGACUUUCCAUCAUUCCUCCUUCUGGUGCACCAACGGCACCCCAUUUGCCACCAAAGUCGCCGCGACGUCCAAAACAUACAAUCAACAAGAGACUUUCUCGUCAGUUUCCUGUGCCGAUAAGGGUCAAUAUUCCUACAUCGGAUGCCUCUGGGUCUAUUUCCAACAAGUCCAAUGUCAUUGAAAGGGGUGGCAUGCCAUUCCCCGCCCCGGGUGUCACUUCUAGGGCACAGAAGCGUAUGAGUCUGCCAAUUUAUAUGUCGGGUGGUGCCAGACCAGUUUCGUGGAUGCCGCCAUCUCGACUGCGUGAGUCAAUCAUCGCGUCCGAUGCUGAAGACGACACCGAGCCUGAGUCCGAGUCGCAGCCUGAGCCUGAGCCUGAGGCCAGGCCCAGGAGGCGAAGUAGUGUGAUCAAGGAGAGGAUUCAUCUGGCGAAGCUGGCCAGAGAGAAGGAAAUCGCCGAGUUGGUAGCCAAGAUGGCUAAACCGACGACUGUCCAGACUCAAGACCUGCACGAGUAUUCGAGUGACUCCUCGGAGAGCCAGGCGUGCACCACAGAUGAGCUGGAGCAGCGCAUCCAUCGCCUCGAGAAGGACAACGGUGAAUGGGUCAGCAUGCUUGAUCCCCUCCUCACUAAUAUGACCCGCACUCUGAAAGAGAUGAAGGAGGGAAAACUGAACCCAUUGCUCAUGAAUGAGUUCAUCAUUGAUAUGGCGGUCGAGGCAAGAAGAUCCAUGAUGAGCAGCAGCAAUAGUCCCCAGGAAAGCGAGGUUGGCCUCAGGUCGCCCGUAACAUUUGACGGUUUCGAUGGUUCCCACCAGCCCAAGACGCAGCCAGAGUCAAGGCCAGCGACCGCCGUACGCACCAAGAAGACCAGCAUGGACCAAAGCCCGCCCCGAAAGGAGCAUGUCCGUCUACCUACAGAACAGCCUCAAGCAGAACAGCCUCAAGAGCCGGAGGUGGAGGAGCCGGCAGUCGUCGCCCAAGAGGAUUUGGUGCAAAUCGAGGUCCAGCCCAUCCCGGACCCCGCCAACGCCGGGGUCGGCUCACCUAGGACGCCUCAAGAGCAUGAAUUCGAAGCUGAUAGGUCAAUCCGCAAACGCAUCCUGGCGCAGGAAGUCAUGAUGGACGAGCUGAUGAUGAAAUGGGGUCUCCCUUCGCCACGGGCUUCGGUGGAUUCCUCAAGGUCGAGUGCCAUGACCUUGCCACCCAUAGCCGGAACCCCAUCCCAGCGACAUAGCAAGAGCAGCAGUACCGCUACAAUCAGACCGACUCACAAGAAGGCAGACGCGGGUGCAUUGGAAAUAUCUGGCGAUAUUGCGCUGAAAGAGACACCAAUCAACAAGCACCUGCUCAUGGACGCAGAGGGUCUGACCGGGCCAGCUGGCAGCAGAAGGGGCAGUCGUCGCUGGAGCAGUGCCGGAGAAAGGAUGAGCUGGAAACCGGGCGACACUGGGUUCAUGAAUGUGCUGAUGCAGGAGCUGAGAUCUACUUCGAGGCUCAGCCUUGAAAGUGGAGGAGACUAUGAGGUCUGGAUCUGA